Lottia gigantea (owl limpet) is the source of this 1671-nucleotide messenger RNA. RefSeq lists its product as hypothetical. Lineage: Eukaryota; Metazoa; Mollusca; Gastropoda; Lottiidae. Bases 1 to 1671 code for a protein of 556 amino acids. The transcript has 3 exons. The record is from RefSeq and is a predicted model, not a curated record.
AUGGAUGAAAAUAAAGAUAACUUAGACAACAAAGAAAGAAGACUUUCACCAAUGGAAUUUUUCUAUUACAAUUUAUAUCUUAAAAAUCCAGACAGUAAAGCACUGAUGAUAUCAAAAGAAGUGCACUUCCAUGAUCUGGUACUACUUCCGGAAGAAGUCGUGGAAUUAUUGAAGUUGAUUCUCUCCCUUCAUCCAAUUGGUCACACCGGCUUCGAGACAUUUAAAGAAAAAGAUACAAAUGAUACAUUGGUUGGAAGGAAAAUUUUGGAUAUCAAAGAAGCUUUGGAUUGUCAUGUCAUUCUGAACCUGAAAGAUACAACUAUGUUUCACUCUGCACCAAUUAGAACAUUUGAUUUGAAAACACGAGCUCCUGUCAAAUUUGCAUUUUCUGUCGAACCAUACUUGGUUGUUCGUUUUAUUUUUCAUAGAAUUGGUUUCGAUUACAAAGCUGUUGAAAUUUUUGUAAGGAACUUUAUUUCCAUCCUUAAAAGACUUGGUUUGAAGAAAGAAGUUCCCGAAUUUAAUUGCCUUCAUUCUAGACAACCAUUUUACGAUUUGGAUCGUUACUUAACGUCCAAUUUCGCACCACUUUCUGAAUUUUGGAGUAAAAAGCUAAAGAAAGGAAUAACUAAAGCAUCCUUCGCUGAUAUCACUAUCAAACCUAUACUUAAAAAGUCCGGUGAACUAUUUCAUUAUUCAUAUCUCUCAUUUACAAAAUUCACCAGUGGAAAGAUAAUAAAUAUGGCAGCUCAGAAGAACAUCUCGUUGAUAGGUCUCAUUAUCUCAGUUUAUCAACUUAUGUUAUCUUUUCACUCCAAAUCAAAAUAUGUCACCAUUCUGACUGAAACAGACCUCAGAAAGAAAAUUACAGGAGCUGACAAUUUGGUGGAGUCUAUGACAAACCUUGUACCAUUAACUGCUAAGAUACCAAUCAAGAACGACCAGAUCGUGGAAAAGUUUUUGGUUGAAAAUGAAGUUCUAAUACAAGAAUGUAUAUCAAUGUCCGCAUUUCCUUUUACAGCCAUUUGUGACAUUCUUAAAAAAUCUGACCGCAAGAAUGUCAUGCGACAUAAGGUGGUUCAAAGGAUUCCAGAAGGAAAAACCGACAAGGUUAUAUCAGAGGGAAAAAUUAGAGAUGUUGGAAUGUUUCAUGAAACUUCAUUAGAAUGUCUCUUUGACAAACACAGAACUAUUUUGUAUCUUCAGCUGCAAGCAUCCACUGACACAUACUCUCAAACUGAUGCCAAUGCUAUAUUAGAAAACUUGGCAAAGGUCCUGAGACUCAUCAGUGGCAGGUCGGACAUCGGUAUCAAUCAACUAAGGAACCAUAUUCUUCAAAAUAAGGAAUUUAUUGAUCUUUUUGAUUUCUUCAUAAAAGUAGGGGUAGAUGGACGCCGUGACGAAGUAUUGAUAUCAUUAACUGAAGACGAGGGUCAAAAUCAUUCGGUAUUAAAAUGGUCCAUGAGUGGGAAGAAAGAAGUUAAUACCAUAGAUCUGAAAACCAUAUCCAAUGUUCAUUUUAUUAAUGAUUUCAAUUCUGAUGCUAAAGAGUUAUGGAUGAAAACGAAAGAUGGUGUUGAAUAUAAAUUUAUAUUCAUGAAUGAUGAUCAUAUUGACGACUGGAUAGAACGAUUAGAACUAAUAUUAAACUUUCAAAUAUUGCACGUAUAA